This is a messenger RNA of Manihot esculenta (cassava), 3188 nucleotides long. Its product is annotated as type I inositol polyphosphate 5-phosphatase 2. NCBI's taxonomy places the organism in Eukaryota, Viridiplantae, Streptophyta, Magnoliopsida, Malpighiales, Euphorbiaceae. The record is from RefSeq and is a predicted model, not a curated record. The transcript is spliced from 11 exons. The coding region runs from base 801 to 2747 and encodes 648 amino acids. Gene Ontology annotation, molecular function: phosphatidylinositol-4,5-bisphosphate 5-phosphatase activity; inositol-polyphosphate 5-phosphatase activity; phosphatidylinositol-3,4,5-trisphosphate 5-phosphatase activity. Gene Ontology annotation, biological process: phosphatidylinositol dephosphorylation.
AUCAUAAUUCUUAUAAUUACUAGUUUUAAUCACUUGUUCAAAAGUUUGGCUUAUGUAUAGUAUACUGAAACCCUUUAUAUUCUGUGUCGUUUAUGGCCCACUAUCGUUUGCUUGCUGGCUCAACUUGAUUAUGAGUUUUGGGUGAUCAAGAGCCAGUAGUUUGAAUAAUGGUUAAUACCCAGUUGGAUUUUUUUCAAUAUCUUGAUUUGAUUAGCUUUGGGUUGAUUCAGUUUCAGCAAUUCCAGUUGUUAUGCUUACCCUCUUUUUUUUUCCUUUUUUUUAUUUGGCUUUUCGCUUUCAUUGCUGAAAGACAUGGCUGUAGCAUGAUUUGAUCUCUAGGACUAUAUAGGAAUACGACUCUUGGGUUGUCCCCAUGAAAGUGACAAUUUGAUUUUCAGGGAAAAAAAUUGAAAUGGGAUUUGUUGAAAUUUCAAUUUUAUAAUGCUAGACAGUUCUUGUAUCAGAAAUUGGGACGUGUAGAGGACCAUUUAGUUUAUUCCUUUAUUGCAAGUUGGAGGUUGUGGAUGUGUGUUAAUGAUAUGUCCAUGCUUUUUUUGUGUCUUUUCUGUUUGGUCUGUAACAUGAAUCUUCCUUGUGUUUGGCAUCAGAAAACCAGCCAACCCUUGGAGCUUUUUGCCUCCUCCCUACUUUUCUUUUUCUUAAACUUUUAAUCUCUAAUCUAAACCUCUUAUUUAAAUACGUCUCCUGGGAAGCUGACAAUCUGGUGCGUGGACUUGCACUUUGAGAACUGCUAUAUAGUUUCUGAUAUUGCUUCUAUUCUGAACCUUUGAUCUUGAGCAAUGAGGGCCAGAAGAGGAAAGCGUUCUGAGGCCUUUUGGCCUUCCCUUGUUAUGAAGAAAUGGUUGAACAUAAAGCCCAAGGUUUAUGAUUUUAGUGAAGAUGAGUUUACUGAAACUGAGAGUGAAGAUGAUGCUUGUUCUCUUAAAGAUGAAAGAGUUAAUCUCUGUGAGGAUCUUGCUCAUAGGCCACAAGGGAACCAAUCUUCACUCCAGAGCGAAAUUUCAGAUGUACCUUCAAAGACCUCUUCACUAAGACACAGGCGAGGAAAAUCUGAAACUUUGCGUGUCCAGUACAUAAAUACUAAGGAUGUGAGAGUGACAGUAGGCACUUGGAAUGUUGCUGGAAGACUUCCACAUGAAGAUCUUGAGAUUGAUGAUUGGCUUUGUACUGAAGAACUAGCAGAUAUGUAUAUUAUUGGUUUCCAAGAGGUUGUACCUCUGAAUGCUGGAAAUGUACUGGGAGCAGAAAGUAGCAGACCAAUUCCAAAGUGGGAGUCAAUCAUCAGAAGGACUUUGAACAAAUCUUUACAACCUCAAAGCAAACAUAAAUGUUACAGUGCCCCGCCCUCUCCAGUACUAAGGACUUCUUCUGUUGCUGAUGAACUUGCAGAUGAGAUUGAUGCUCUGCCAUUGGAGGAGAUGCUGCAUAAUGAACAUGCAGAAAAAACCGCUGCUUUCAAUGACUUAAAAAGGCAUGAGUUGAGUACAGUAGUUGGCAAUGGAAAAGGUUUACAUUUCAAGAGAAUUUAUGGUAUUGAUUGUGACAGUAGAUUAGACUGGCCUGAAUAUUCACUAGAUGUAACCCCACAAGUUGUCUCUUCCAAUUCCAAGCUGCGGAGAGUAUGGAGCAGUUCUGCAAGGAUGGGCUUUAGUUUGGCAGAGAAUUCUUUAAUGUUUAGUCCUCAGAAUUUUGCAAUAAAUGGCAAUGGACUGAGAAGAUCUCACCGUAGUUCUGGGAACUUAGGCUCAAUGUGGGUAGAACAGCAAGAGAAGCAUGAAGUGCCUGAGGUUCCCGAUAUUCCCGAAAUUCCUGAAGUUCUUGAUUCUCUCUCUGAUGCAUCUGAUAAGUCAUCUGAUUCUGAAGAGGAAGAUAUUUUCCCAGAAGUACUACUGGGACAAAACAACAACGGAUUGAUCAUUGAUAAUGGGAAGUCGCGUCCCAAGUAUGUACGUAUUGUUAGCAAGCAAAUGGUUGGGAUAUAUGUAUCAAUUUGGGUGCGAAAGAGGUUGCGGAGACAUAUAAACAAUUUGAAGGUCUCUCCUGUUGGAGUUGGUCUUAUGGGCUACAUGGGAAACAAGGGAUCUGUUUCUGUCAGCAUGACCCUUUUCCAGUCAAGGCUGUGCUUUGUUUGUUCUCAUCUGACAUCAGGUCAGAAAGAUGGGGCUGAACAAAGGCGUAAUGCUGAUGUCUAUGAAAUUAUACGACGCACUCAAUUCUCAUCUGUCUUUGACAUGAAUCAACCGCAGAAUAUCCCAUCUCAUGAUCAGAUAUUCUGGUUUGGGGAUUUGAAUUAUCGUCUCAAUAUGUUGGACACAGAGGUAAGGAAACUUGUUGCUCUGAAGCAAUGGGAUGAACUUAUCAACAGUGAUCAGCUAAGCAAAGAACUCCGCAGUGGGCAUGUAUUUGAUGGAUGGAAAGAGGGAGUAAUAAACUUUGCCCCCACUUACAAAUACGAGAUAAACUCUGACAGAUACGUCGGAGUUUAUCCAAAAGAGGGGGAGAAGAGAAGAUCUCCGGCAUGGUGUGAUAGAAUACUUUGGCUAGGGAAAGGUAUAAAACAACUUUCUUACAAGAGGACAGAAUUAACGCUUUCAGAUCAUCGACCGGUCAGUUCAAUGUUUUUGGUUGAGGUUGAAGUUCUAGAUCACCGAAAGCUGCAAAAGGCACUCAAUGUCAACAGUGCAGCAGUACAUCCUGUGAUGUUCCUAGUUGAAGAUGAGAUUUAGCAGAUACUAGGGAAUUGCAGAUCACUUGCUAUCCUGAUAAUCUUAUUUGAUCAUAACUAAUAAGCCUUGACAUGCUGUCCUGAAACAACCAAUAAUAAGAGGCCAGUGUUUAAGAAACAUGAGAGGUUGCUUACAUUUUUCAGAUUGGAAGCAGGAACAAGAAGUCAUUUGUAAAAUCUUGAGCAAUACCACAUUUUCUUUUUCUUUGUUUUUUUUUCUAAUUUUACCCCAGCAGCAGAUAUAGCAGUGUGUUUGUGUUUUUUCUAUUAAUUAUUUUUUUGUGUGUUACCAAUGAAUGUACAGAGCUUAAAUGGUGGAUUUUCCUUUUCCUAGAGAACCUCAAAACAAUUAGGGUCAUGGAUCUUGUAUAUUAAACUAUGACUACUUGGACCUUUUGUCCUGUUUCUUCUCACAUAGAUUACCAGACACUUAUUUAGCAAA